This is a messenger RNA of Apodemus sylvaticus (European woodmouse), 840 nucleotides long. RefSeq names its product stathmin domain containing 1 (gene Stmnd1). The record is from RefSeq and is a predicted model, not a curated record. NCBI's taxonomy places the organism in Eukaryota, Metazoa, Chordata, Mammalia, Rodentia, Muridae. Bases 1 to 840 code for a protein of 279 amino acids. Gene Ontology annotation, biological process: regulation of microtubule polymerization or depolymerization; microtubule depolymerization; neuron projection development. Gene Ontology annotation, cellular component: neuron projection; cytoplasm. Gene Ontology annotation, molecular function: tubulin binding. The transcript is spliced from 5 exons.
AUGGGCUGUGGACCUUCCCAGCAAACGGAGGACCAGAGCCAGAGCCGCAUACCCUCUCCGCGGAAGGGCUGGGAAGAGGGAGCCAAGGCUGAUGUCAGAGCAACUUCUCCCAAAGAGAAUUGCAGUCACCAAACUGAAGCUGCAUGGCCCAAGGACACUGUAGACAACGCCAAAAGCCUGGACCAACAAGCACAGAUGGGAAGCUUGCCUGGGACUAUUCCAGAAAGUUCUCCAACUCCUAGUAAGACAAACAGGAGAAUAAAUUCAGACCCAGUGGCCAAUGGAUUGACCAACAAACCCCAACUCCUGGAGAGCUGGGAACGACCAAAGUCAUCAGACAUCUUGGAAGAGCUAAUUGUCCAAGGAAUCAUUCAGAGCCGGAGCAAAGUAUUUAGAAAUGGAGAGUCGUAUGAUGUCAUGGUGGACGCUACUGAAAAGCCACUGAGAAAGCCACCAGCCAGACUGAAAAAGCUUCAGGUGAAAAAGGAGGUGAAGGAUUUCACAAUCCAAGACAUAGAAGAAAAGAUGCAGGCAGCAGAGGAGCGCCGAAAGACAAAAAAGGAGGAAAUAAGAAAAAGGCUACGGAGUGACCGGCUUCUGCCCACAGCUAGCCCUUUAGAUGAAGCGGAACCACCGGGCAAGAUGGAGGUUCCAUUUACAAAAGGUCUUCCAACUGUGAGCGCCCCUGCUUUGGAGAAGUCUUAUACAGAGGAAGGAGAGCCACUGAGGAGGAAGAAGAGUGAAAGUGAUGUGGCCCAGAUGAACCGGAACUAUUCCUGUACAGGUUUGGAGCUUGUGGAGUCAGACAUGUAUUACAACCAAGAGGACAACAUAUUCUGA